AGGUUCCUGAAAUUAACUCCCGAUAAAACGGAACCCUCCCUAGUAACAAAGCCCUCCGUUCUCUCUCUCUCUCUCUAGUUUUGAGGUCGGUCGCCGUCAGAAAAAUGGCGCGAAAGGAAGGCGGCCGCGCCUCCUCCGACGCUGACGACCUCGCCUGCAGCCCUCUUCAGGCCGUCCUCCUCGCCGACAGCUUCGCCACCAAUUUCCGCCCCAUCACCCUCGAGCGUCCCAAGGUUCUUCUGCCUCUCGUCAACGUUCCCAUGAUCGAGUACUCCCUCGCGUGGCUGGAAUCGGUGGGAGUCGAGGAGGUCUUCGUGUUCUGCUGCGCUCAUUCGGGGAAAGUGAAGGACUUUCUUGAUUCUUCUCAGUGGACGAAGAAGCAGCCGUCGUCGGCUUUCAGCGUGACCACGAUUGAGUCACGUGAUGCGAUUAGUGCCGGGGAUGCUCUUCGAGUUAUUUACGGCCAUGGUGUGGUUCGCGGAGACUUUAUUCUCUUAAGUGGCGAUACAGUUAGCAACAUGAGCUUAAAACAAGCACUUCAUGAGCACAAAGAAAGAAGGAAAAAGGAUCCACUUGCUGUGAUGACUAUGGUCAUCAAUCACUCUAAACCUUCAUCCAUAACACAUCAAACUAGACUGGGCAAUGAUGAAAUCGUAAUGGCAAUUGACCCCGAGACGAAACAACUUCUGUACUAUGAGGACAAAGUAGAUCAGUUAAGGCAGUUUCUCUCUCUUGAUAAGGCAUUAAUGGCGGACAAUCCUUCUCUUUGUUUGCAUAAUGAUAAGCAGGAUUGCUACAUUGAUAUUUGCUCUCCAGAAGUCCUCAGUCUUUUCACAGAUAAUUUUGACUAUCAACAUCUGCGGCGUCAUUUUGUGAAGGGACUACUUGUAGAUGAUAUUAUGGGUUACAAAAUAUUCACUCAUGAAGUUCGUUCAUGUUACGCGGCAAGAGUUGAUAAUUUCAGAAGUUAUGAUACAAUCAGCAAAGAUAUAAUGCAAAGAUGGACAUAUCCUUUGGUUCCAGAUGUUCGGUAUUUUGGAAAUUUCUCAGGGAUCAAGCUUGACAGGCAGGGAACUUAUAAGGCACCUGAUGUUAUCCAAUCUAGGUCUGCACAAAUUGGCCCCUUUUCCUUGGUUGGAAGUGGAACCACCAUUGGUGACAACAGCCAUAUCUUCAAUUCAAUAGUUGGGCAAGGUUGCACUAUUGGGCGUAAUGUUUGUAUCCAAGGCUCUUACAUAUGGGAUAAUGUCACAAUAGAAGAUGACUGCAAAAUUAAUUUUGCACUAGUUUGUGAUGGUGUCCAUUUAAACGCUGGAGUCGUACUUGAACCUGGUGUGAUCUUAUCUUUUAAGGUUGAUGUUGGAAAACAAUUUGUGGUUCCUGCUUACUCAAAAGUUUCUCUACUUCCUCAACCGUCCAUGCAAGAUAGUGAUGAUGAACUCGAGUAUGCUGAAGGCAACAGUGCGGUCAAUGACAAUCCAUCAAUUACGAGUAUGGUGUAUAAUGGAGAAGCGAAUCUCAUGCCAAGUUCAUUGGAUGCAGAAGUGCUCAACACUUCUAAGGCUUCUAUUGUUGGUGCUUACAUAUGGUCAGGUGGUGAGCCAGGGCUUGAAGACGAAUGGAAGCAUUCAAUUGCACCAAUUCCUAUUGAAAAACUUAAUGAAUUCUUUCUUGAUCAUUCUUUUGAUUUUGAUGAAUCAAACCAAGAUGUUGUCUGUCUUCCGCCUUCUGGAGAGUUGCAGCCUGAUUCAGGAAGUGUUGGUUUUGAUGAUGAUUAUAGAGAUUCUGCUGAUUUUGAGAAAGAGGUGGAAGCAACUUUCCUACGAGCUUUUACAGGUGUUGAUCAAGAUAAUGUGAUUAUAGAAAUUAAUUCAUUAAGGUUGUCAUACAACAUGUCGCAUGCGGAUUGUGCUGGAGCAUUGUUCUACUCUAUCAUGAAAUCAGCUUAUGAUUCUCCUCAUUCAUCUCAAAGGGAGCUGCUAUCAAAUACUGCUAAGGAAAUUGACAAAUGGAAGAAUCUCCUGAAGAAUUACCUCAGAUCCAAAGAUGAGGAGAUUGAGGUGAUAAUGAAGCUUGAGGAGAUGUGCUUGGAAAGUGCACUGGAUUUUUCUCCUUUGUUUACAACGAUACUGAACCGACUCUAUGAGAAGGAUAUUAUAUCCGAAGAUGCAAUACUUACCUGGGCAGAGGAAAAGGAAGGAGCAGAUGAAUCUGACAAAAUCUUUGUGAAGCAGGCAGAACAAUUUAUCAGGUGGCUAAGGGAAGCUUCUGAAGAAGAUGAAGAAGAAGAAGAAGAAUAAGCACUUUGAGGUGAUUUUGACUCUAGACCCUCAUCUUUAAUUUGUGGGGUUCCUCUUGUAAAGUUAGUGCAGCCAAGUCUUGCGACCUUGAAUAAUAUUCGCAUAUGUGGAGCUCAAGAGAUUUCCAAAGAAAGCCAAGUUGCAUGAAACUCCAAAUAUUGCUUCAAGGGCGGCUCUUGAGCUUCAAGCGAGAUUGGAAUACUUCCUAGGGAUUGUUUCAUGAAGUGAACUUCUGCAUGACAUCUUGGGUAUUAAUCAUUAUUGUACUUCAUGAUACUUCGUCAUUUUUCAAAAGGCAUCUCCGUACCUUCUUUGAUUGAGCGUACAUGAGCACUGAUACAGAUGUCAGCGAAGUACAAGAACUUGUAUCUAAGGAUAUGCAUCAGAUAUCUGAAACUUCCCUUAUUAUCUAGUAAAAUAGCCUUUUUGCAUCGUCCA
Messenger RNA from Asparagus officinalis (garden asparagus), 2738 nucleotides. RefSeq names its product probable translation initiation factor eIF-2B subunit epsilon. The coding region runs from base 105 to 2300 and encodes 731 amino acids. Gene Ontology annotation, biological process: biosynthetic process. The transcript is spliced from 17 exons. Gene Ontology annotation, molecular function: translation initiation factor binding; guanyl-nucleotide exchange factor activity; translation initiation factor activity. Gene Ontology annotation, cellular component: eukaryotic translation initiation factor 2B complex. The record is from RefSeq and is a predicted model, not a curated record. NCBI's taxonomy places the organism in Eukaryota, Viridiplantae, Streptophyta, Magnoliopsida, Asparagales, Asparagaceae.